This is a messenger RNA of Vigna umbellata (rice bean), 848 nucleotides long. RefSeq lists its product as uncharacterized. Gene Ontology annotation, molecular function: nucleotide binding. Gene Ontology annotation, biological process: transcription initiation at RNA polymerase III promoter. NCBI's taxonomy places the organism in Eukaryota, Viridiplantae, Streptophyta, Magnoliopsida, Fabales, Fabaceae. The record is from RefSeq and is a predicted model, not a curated record. Gene Ontology annotation, cellular component: RNA polymerase III complex.
CUUGCAAAAAUAAAAAUAGUACUUUUUGCAAACUAGUACCACACAAUUGUUCCCUCUGGUGCCCUCAGUAGAGUGAAGGAGCUCCAAAUCCCACUAGUCGUGGCCAUUCCCUGGAAACCCAUUUCGCCAAGAAGAAAGUGCAUUUAUUUCCUCUCUGUAUCACCUCUCUAAUCAAAUCAUGCUCUUUAUCGACAGUGGAAGGCAAUAGGACGCCGUGGAAGCAAAGGAGACACUCUCUUUCUGUUACUUCCUUUUCUCUCUCUCUUUAGUGACUCACAAAUGAAAAUCUUAGAGGUCAAUGCUGGUGCACUCACAAAUUUUGAGGUCCUUGAUUUUUUACAAGCUAAAGGAGCUUCAAAGGAUCCAACAAGGGUUAUUACCAAAGUAGCUCACUCUGAAUACAAGGUUUAUGAUUAUUUGGUUGACACUGCUGCCUCUGAUCAAACAAGAGAGAGCAUAGAUGAGUUUUUGACAAGCAUUAAACGGCAUGACCUAGCUAAAACUGAGGUUCUGAACAUAUUGAACACUAGGCCAGCUGGUGAAGUUGAAAUAUUCCCUAUCAUAGAGAAUUGUGAGGGGCGUUUUCCAGAUGAAGAGGUGACCGAAAUAGUUGACCUGGUGACGAAAACAUUACCACCACCUCCCAAUAUGAAGCAGGAAGAAAUUAACAAGGGUGAUGAAGAAACUGCUACACUGAAAAAUGAAAAGGAUGAGAUUAGUGAAGAUCCAAUGGACACAAGAUAACAGAACUAAUUGUUUAUAAAGGACGCUUCUCAUAUAAAAUUUAUUGAUUUUUAUCUUCAAACUCAAAUCUCCACAUGGUUUCUCCAAAUUGUCAUGUUUAUUUC